Messenger RNA from Paramecium pentaurelia, 630 nucleotides. Lineage: Eukaryota; Ciliophora; Oligohymenophorea; Peniculida; Parameciidae. The record is from the annotation of a GenBank genome assembly.
AUGCAAGAAACUAAAACACAUUAAAAAGGUUUUAGAACAAUAAUUGCUUAAAAAAAGGAUAGAAUAUCUCAUAAUUACUAACAUUCAAUUUAAAAUAGAUCCUUUUAAAUUGAAGGUACUAAAGUAUUAAAUCAAACAAAUCAGGUUGAAUAAUAAAAAGAAAAUGAGACUAAAAUGCCAUCUAAAUAUGCAUUCUAAAAUUUAUUUAGAUAACAUAGAUUAUCUUUGAAAAAUGAAAAAUAUGAUAAAAUUUUGAGUAAUACUCAAUUUACAAGAAGGAAUUUUACUCAUUAAAGACCAUCUGUUUUAAAUGUUGAAUUUUCUAUAGAUUAAAAUAUUUUAAGAAAUAAAUCGAUUGAAAUGAAUUCAUUAAAGAGACCUUAAAGGAUGAAACAAAAGAAAAUAGAUGCAGAAAUGAAUGAGAGGGAAAGAUUUUACACAGUAUAAUUUAUUACAAAAUCUGAAGGAAAAUAUGAAAAUAGAAAUCUUUUUGAAUUGAAUGUACUCAAAUAUUAAAAAUUAUCUCAUUCUCCAAAAUAUAGUAAUAGAUAACCAAAGAAAAAUAUUAAAUAAUAUGAAAAUAAAAAGAAAGAAAAAAAUUCAGAUAUAAUUUUGCAAGGUAUCCUUUGA